UCCUUCAUUUCUGCUCCCUGCUUUUUCCAACUUCUUCUCUUUCUUAACUCACCCAUCUAUGGCUUCUAACUAUUCCUUCUCUUCUUCAAUUCCUUCUCCAAAAUCUAGCAUGUUUUAUUUUGGUGGAAGUGAAGAUUUCUAUGAUCAACCUCACUUCCUCCAAGCUUGUUUUCUUUGUAGAAAACAUCUUGGCCAAAACAAAGACAUCUUUAUGUACAGAGGGAACACACCAUUUUGUAGCAAAGAGUGCAGACAAGAACAGAUAGAGAUUGAUGAAUCUAAAGAGAAAAGUUGGAAGAUUUCAUCCAAAAGAAGUGUUAGGAAUUCAGAAACCAAUCAGAAUUCUACCAACAACAAGACUGUAAGAUCAGAAUCAGUUGCAGUGGCCUAGCAUAAUUCACAUGAUAUAUGUAUGAUGAAAAAAUAAUUCCAAAUUUUUGAGAAAAAAAUGAUGAAGUGGAAAAUUAAGAGGAAUUAAUUUCCAUGAUGAAGAUUCUGAUUUUAAAAAAGGAUGAAUCUUUGCUACCUUUUGUAAAGAAAUUGUUGGAGUUUUAAUGAGAGAUAGAAAAAAAAAAACUCAACAAGGAAUUUUGGCUUUU
Molecule: messenger RNA, 599 nt
Organism: Vicia villosa (hairy vetch)
Lineage: Eukaryota; Viridiplantae; Streptophyta; Magnoliopsida; Fabales; Fabaceae
Product: FCS-Like Zinc finger 3-like
Exons: 2
Coding region: 59-391 (110 amino acids)
Source: RefSeq, a predicted model, not a curated record